AGAAUUGAAGAGUUGGAAUGUGGUUGGAAAGAACUUGAGAUAAGCUUCAAAAGGUUCGAGAGAGCGAGCAAAACUUAACGAGACUUGUACUUCAAAAGACUUGGAGGUAUGUGCUUUAUAUUCUUGACCAUGAUGUCUAUAUAAUGCAAUCUGCUAUUUGUGAUUCGAGAUACAUAAAUUGGGUCAAAACUGGAUUUCAAACUUGAUAUCCGGGUUCGCUGAUUCGAUGAUACAGAAAUUGAUCAAGGGAUCGAGAUUACUUAUCUUCCACACAAACAUCUGUUCAAUACAUUCCCACUCGCUUUCCACUCUCACACCCAACAAAUACCAUAAAAAACCACCUCUAAAAUUCUCCCAAAAGCUUCGGGAUCGCGAUCGCGAACCCAUUCCUUUUGUCGCCGAUGUCAAGGGAUUAAAGGACCCAACUGAGGCACUGUCUCUCUUCGAGGAUUACCAUGAAAGGGGCUUCAAACACCACUAUCCUUCCUACUCUUCUCUCGUCUACAAGCUCGCACGCUCUCGAAGAUUUGAAGCCAUCGACGCGAUUCUCGGCCAUCUACAGGACAGGAACAUUCGCUGCGGUGAGACCCUUUUUGUUGCUUUGAUUCAACAUUAUGGGAAAGCCCAUUUGGUUUCGAAAGCUGUUGAGCUCUUCCAUCGAAUGCCUUCGUUUAAUUGCUUUCGAUCUCUACAGUCCUUUAAUGUUUUGCUUAAUACACUUGUUGAUUGUGGCCAUUUUUCUGAAGCAUGUGAGACCUUCCAGCAGGCUCAUGAAAUGGGCUUCCGUCCUAAUUCGGUGUCGUAUAAUAUAAUGAUUAAGGGUUGGAUCAAGAAGGGUGGGUGGGAAAAUGCCUGUAACCUGUUUGAUGAAAUGCUUGAGAGAAGGGUGCAGCCUAGUGUGGUUACAUAUAACAGCUUUUUGGGGGUUUUGUGUAGGAAGGGUGAAAUGGACACAGCAUUGAGUUUGUUUGAUAACAUGAAUCAGAAAGGGCAUCAUCCAAAUGCUGUUACUUAUGCAUUGUUGAUGGAAGGUUUGUGCUUCGUAGGUAAAUACAAGGAAGCCAAGAAGUUGAUGUUUGAUAUGGAGUUUCAUGGUUGUAAACCGCAGCCCCUGAACUAUGGCGUUUUAAUGACGCAUCUUGGAAAGAUGGGGAACAUUGACGAGGCGGAAUCUUUGAUUAAUGAGAUGAAGAAGAGACGGUUGAGGGCCGAUGUUGUGACUUACAAUAUUCUUGUGAAUUACCUGUGCAAGGAAGGGAGGGUGGGGGAUGCUUAUAAGAUUUUGAUUAAGAUGCGAGUAGGAGGCUGCAAUCCGAAUGCAGCAACGUAUAGGAUGAUGGUUGAUGGAUUUUGUAAUGAAGGGGACUUUGAUGGGGCUAUGAAGGUUUUGAAUGCAAUGUUAAUGAGCGGGCAUUGUCCUCGUUUGCAAACUUUUGUUUGUUUAGUUGUUGGCCUAUUGAAAGGGGAAAACAGUGAUUAUGCUUGCUUUGUGUUGGAGGAGAUGGAAAAGAGACAAAUGAAGGUGGAUGCUGAGACUUGGAAAAUUUUAGUUAUGGAUGCUUGCGGCCCAGAUGGUGAAAUAGGCAGCCAUAUAAAUGAGUUGAUUUCCUCGCACUGAAUCUGCAAUGAAAAAUAUGGAAAACAACAUCAUUUUUGGUUUCUUCUGUGUUGAAAUACAGACCAACGUGGGAGGAAUGAUGGAUAGCAAAGCUCGAGUAUGGCUUCGCCUGCUUUUAGUGCUAUUUAGCUCUAGGCUUUUGAGUUGUUUGUGAGAUAUUCGGCGCGCAAGAGAUUGAUGUUCUAUGAUGGUGGAUUUUCUUUUGAAUCCUCUGUUUGAGAUAAGGAAAAAGUUCUGAGGCAUCCUUUUUUUUCUUUGCUAUCCGGUGGGGUAUUUGGUUUAAGAGGAAUGAUAGAACUUUUAGAGGGAUUGAGUACUGUUAGAUUUAACACCUUUUGUUGUGGGCAUUAGUUUCUCUGAUAUUGUUUUGUAAUUAUCAGCUAUAUCUUAUAAAAGUCAGUGGACAAGGAAAGUUAAGAAGCUAAAAAUCUUAGGCUUUGUAUAUUUUGUAGGAAAGAGCAUUUUAACUUUGAAUAAAGGUGGUGAUGUGCAGUAAUUAAAGUUAUGGAUAUGUUUAUGCAAUAUGUUAUUGUUCUGAUAGUGUUUGCGUUCUUUCA
Messenger RNA from Momordica charantia (bitter melon), 2175 nucleotides. The record is from RefSeq and is a predicted model, not a curated record. NCBI's taxonomy places the organism in Eukaryota, Viridiplantae, Streptophyta, Magnoliopsida, Cucurbitales, Cucurbitaceae.